Homarus americanus (American lobster) is the source of this 2488-nucleotide messenger RNA. RefSeq names its product ADP-ribosylation factor-like protein 4C. Gene Ontology annotation, biological process: vesicle-mediated transport; intracellular protein transport. The coding region runs from base 915 to 1532 and encodes 205 amino acids. NCBI's taxonomy places the organism in Eukaryota, Metazoa, Arthropoda, Malacostraca, Decapoda, Nephropidae. Gene Ontology annotation, cellular component: cytoplasm. The transcript has a single exon. The record is from RefSeq and is a predicted model, not a curated record. Gene Ontology annotation, molecular function: GTP binding; GTPase activity.
AUCUAGCGCUCAGUAGCCCACCAGCCGUUGAGAGGGGAGGACAUACCACUCGCUGCUCCACCCCUCCAUUACAUAUCUGACUUUAUACCACAUAUAAACACCUGUACCCCCCCCAAAAACAUAACACACACUCUACUAUAAAAACAGAAAAAUAAACAUUCACUCGGACAUAACCCGGAAAGUGCUUUUUAAAUCAGUUCAGCCAAAAGUGAUAUAAUUUUAAUUACACAUAACUAAUACCGUGUACGUGUAGUGAUCGGUGUACAUGUGUCUGUCUGUGUACGUUCGUGGAUAUUCCUGUGAUGUGAUUCCCGUUCCAAGUCAUUCCCGUUCCAGUUAGUCAUUCCCGUUCCAAGUCAUUCCCGUUCCAGUUAGUCAUUCCCGUUCCAAGUCAUUCCCGUUCCAAGUGCUGCCGUUCCUAAUUGUGAAUACCAAUUCCGUUCCAGCUCCUGCCAUUCCCAUUCCAGUUGCAGACGUUCCCGUUCCAGCUACAUCCGCCCGCCAGCCACCAAUGCCCCGAGAGAACGGGGAACGCCCAAUAAACUCCCUGGAAUCAUUGAGAGGAACGUAUCUUGUGGGCGUGGGAGUGCGGAACGUGAAGAUGUGGGCGUGAGGAACGGUGGAACGUGACUGUGGGCGUAAGUCACUCAGGAACGGGCGUGCGGAAGGUGUUUGUGGGCGUGUGGAAUUGUGGAACGUGGCUGUGGGCGUGAAGAACGAGGCUGUGGGCGUGAGGAACGGUGGCACGUGACUGUGGGCGUAAAUCACUCAGGAACGGGCGUGCGGAAGGUGUUUGUGGGCGUGUGAAACUGUGGAACGUGACUGUGGGCGUGAGGAACGGUGUAACGUGACUAUGGGCGUGAAGAUGAUCCUGGACGUCGUGUGGGCGUAGAGGAACGUGUGUGGGCGUGAAGAUGUGUUCGUGCCUGUGGGUGGGGAUGGCAGAGGCCGCCCAAUACCUCAUGUGGGAGGCGGCCACCCUGGUACGCCCACCCACCCACGUCGUUCUGGUUGGCCUCGACUCCUCAGGGAAAACUACGGUUCUAUUCCGGCUGAGGUACGGGCAAUACGUGAACGCCGUACCUACCGUCGGCUUCAACACGGAGAAGGUCCGUGCAGGGGGCGGCCACUGGUUGGUGUGGGAUGUGGGCGGUGCUGAACGUGUCCGCCCACUGUGGAGGUCUUACACCAGAGCCACUGACGCCCUCAUCUUUGUGGUAGACUCCAGCUCGUGUGAGGAGCGGUUGGAGGAGAACAGAGUCGAGUUACAGCGUCUCACCAAGCAACAGACGGCGCAGUGUGUGGCCUUAAACAGAGCUAGACCGCCUCUGCUCGUGCUGGCGAACAAACAGGACCUACCUGGCGCUCGUGAACCACAACACCUGGCCAAGGCGAUGGGUCUGCCAGAGCUGCCGGACACACAGCCUUGGGCCGUGGCUCCUGCCUGUGCCGUCACUGGUGAAGGCCUAGACGAGGCAAUGGCUCUACUCUACCAACUGGUUACCAAGACACGCCAGGCGAGCAAACGCUAGUGCUGGCGAUCUUACGUCUGGCGGAGAUUAUGUUGCUGUGAAAAUUAACGCCAGUGUAAGCACAAGGCGAGCGAAGGAUUUUCUGGCCUACCAUCCAUAACCUUAUCACUAGGAAGCGAUAGAUUACGCCAGGCAGUGUUGAAUGCCCGUACUGGCGAAGCACCGUAGAGAAUGAGGCACAUCUGACUGUGUGGCCAGAUGACUGUUAGCUGUUAGGCUUCUCCCAGUCAUUUCCGGGAGCCUCAGACCUGACUGUCACCAUACACACACCUGACUGUCACUAUACAGUUCCUUCACUUAACUCUGCCUUACGACUGUUCGGAAAGUGGAAGUGUUCGGACUGUUAACUACAGUUCGGACUCUUAACUCUUCGAAAUAUUAACUGUUGUCGACUGUUAACUAAUCACAAUGAGUGUUCGGACAGUUACAUACGUUCGAAAUAUUAACUGUUCGAAAAAUAGCAGUUAGAAACGUUACCGGUGAUGUAAAAGUCAAAAAGUAGCUAAAAGUUGUCAAAAUCUAGCUAAUUUAGUAAAAAAAAUAGCCAAAAUUAGUGGAAAAUAGCCAACAGUCCUCAAAAAGUAGCCGCUAGUGGUAAAAAUUACAUAGAAAACCAAAUUAAACCUCUCAAAAAUACUUAAUGUAUUCCUUAACUUCAAAAAUAUACGUAGAGAUUAAACCUAUCCUCCGAAAUCGACUGAAAGGGAACUGUUACCUCUAGAAUCCCAUGAAGAACCCUCCAAAAUCAGUGAAAUUGGACGUUAUGUCUCCAAAAUCAGUGAAAUUGGAUCUUAUGCCUUCAAAAUCUGUGAAAUUGGACCUUAUGUCUCCAAAAUCUGUGAAAUUGGACCUUAUGUCUCCAAAAUGAAUUGAUAAGUAAUUCUAGUAUCUUCCAAUUACACUGCAAUUAACUUAAACCACUACUACCACCAACCACAACUCCCACCACCACACCA